Messenger RNA from Tremella mesenterica DSM 1558, 1803 nucleotides. RefSeq lists its product as uncharacterized. Lineage: Eukaryota; Fungi; Basidiomycota; Tremellomycetes; Tremellales; Tremellaceae. Gene Ontology annotation, biological process: protein phosphorylation. Bases 1 to 1803 code for a protein of 600 amino acids. The record is from RefSeq and is a predicted model, not a curated record. Gene Ontology annotation, molecular function: protein serine/threonine kinase activity; ATP binding. The transcript is spliced from 10 exons.
AUGCCACUUGAAGAGAAUACCAAUGUCAAGCUGUGUAACAAAUGUCGACGCGAUAAUGAUGCUGAGGCUCUAGCGGUCAGUCGUCAAGUUGCUCAAGCAGAGCUUCAAGGAGCCUCAUUUCGUCAAGCCACUUCCAUGGCUCAGCAGGGCAUUGCCUCUAGUGCAUGGUUGCUGGACGAGAGGUCACAGAAAAAGGUGGCUCUCAAGGCAGGCCUUAACUCCAGGGGCCCUGCAAUGCAAGUGCGGAUCAUGCUCAUGUGUGCAGGGAAGCUACAGGACUGGAAAGAUUCUGUCUUUGACCGGGGCUUUCUGGGGAAAUGGAAAGAAUCAUUGGCAUCUAACGUGGAAGAGGCGCGGGUGAUAGGUCAAGAGAUGUGGGCCCGAGGCUUGGGAGAGGCAGAGUUUGGGCGUACAUUCAACCAGAAGGAUACAGAGCAGACUGGCUUCAUACACGUGUUUUGGAUACUAAGUGUUGAUGAUUUGACCAACUUCAAGCUGCCAGAGCCGGCCUUGCUUGUAGAUGAAACAACCAACUCUUCUGAUAUGACAAACUCUCGAAUGUCGCGACGUGUUGCUCCAUAUUCCCGAAUUGUGGCUUCUACUCAUCCAAGAACAAGUAGUAGCCACACCUCAAUCGAUUCAAUCAAUCAAAGCAAAAGUACUACGUCUCUCACAGGAGCAACUUUGUUUGCUAGCUUUCGUGCUUCAAGUCUUGCUGUUCAGAAUAAGGAGACCAUGAGCCGCAUGGCACUCGGAGUUUCUCAAUCACAUCGCUUUGUCUUCAAGCCAGUCGAAUUUGUGAAAACAGACUUCCACCACAAGAAGGAUGGCUCAUUUUUUGGCAUACAAAGCUCUCUACUAGCUGGUCUAUUGGCAAGCAAGCCAUUUGCUGCCGGUAGCCACAAACAGGCAUUUGAAUUCCGAUAUAACGAGGUUGACCUUGUGGCCAAGCGACACUUCCGUUUUGACCACAAGGAGUUAUCUUUGGCAACUAUGUCAAAGUCUACCAAUCACCAACUUCUUGAAAUGGAGUGCAAGAAGGCCAUCUUGGUUGCCUCUUAUCUAAAGGCGUUUUCAGAAGAGUUGUCAAAAGUUUACGAUAAACUGGAUCUUCCCAACCUCAUUUACACACCCUGCUUUCUUGCAACUUUGUCGUCUACUGAGGAGGAAACCUACAUGGUGGAACCCGAUCUGCGACCUCUGGGCAAGUACAUCAAGAUCAACAACACAGACGAGUUCGCCAUGCCUGAUGAGGAAGAAAUUGAAAUAGAAGAUCAACGUCUCUAUCGAUUCAUGCACGCAUUCAUUCAUUUUGUGUUCCAUCGAUCAAUGGCAGGGUUGAAAACUAGUGAGGCUCGAGAGGAGGCUAUGAUUGUUAUUGCCGACAUUCAAGGGUUUCGUAAAAAGGCAUCAGUGACCAGAAGGGGGCCGGUCGAUCAUGGAGAGUUCCACUUGUUUGAUUUGGUUACUCACACGGCACGGGGAGACUCAAGUAUGGGUGAUGGUGGUGCUGGCAUGUUGAACCAGUUCUUGAACCAGCAUAUCUGCGGGGAUGCGUGCAAGGAACUUGGUCUGACAACUGCUCAAGGUCACCAAAAGUCAUUCCCUCGUCCCAUGAAAUUCGUCAGCUAUCGUCAUCGUCCCUGGUGGAUUGUGGAGGCUCAGAAGGAGCAUGAAGCCAAGAGCAACAAGGAAGCUGACAGAGGAGCAAGUGCAUUUGACUCCAUCGAAGAAAAUGCAGGAACACAAGGGGGAAAUAAUGGUGAAAAGGAAAUAGAGGACACGGAGACAUCUUCCUCGUGA